GCUUUUUCAAUAAUGUUUGCUGACAGACGAUAGCUAUAAAGAAACAUUAAGCUUCGAGCAAAACAUCAUUAAGUUAAGUAUAUUGAUAUUAUUACUACAAUUUCUUAAAUUACUGACUUAUUUGCAGACAACUUGCUAAAACUUAUAGUGCAUUUAAUAUAAGUAUGGCACUUUACAAUUUUAUAAGCUGUAAUAUUUAAAGCAAUAUAUAUAAAUACGUAGUGGUAUAAAUUAAAUGAUAAAUAAAUAAAACUGCUCCAUUAAACAUUAUCGACUCUCUCAUUUUACACACGCUAUAUUCACUGUUCCAGAACAAUUUGUUACGAAACAACGACAUAUCAAGAACAUGGAUUUCCGAAACGUGAAUCCGCUAAAUGUUCGGCUGAACUUGGUGUCAGGUAAUUUAUUACCAAUGACCGCCGACGAUUCGUCGUUUCCGAUAUUUUGGAAGAUAUACAGCGUUCUGGUAUGGUUUCUCGAAAUAGUGCAAUUAUGCGGGUUAGUCCCUGGGUUUAUUUUUGUGCCAAUAGAGAAGGUUCUAAAAGACGGUCUGGUAGCUCUUGUGAUUACUAUGGAAGUGAUAUCAGUAAUCAUAAGAAUUCACACAUGUAGAGGAUUGGUGAAACAAUUAAUUCAAAAACUUAAUGACAUUAUGCGCGUGGAGGACGAAAUGAUGAGGAGUAUAGUGACAACGACCAUAAAAUCGAUGGAGAUUCCCCUUAAGUUUUACUGGUCGGCCGGCGUGCUGUCCAUAGUACUGUGGAGUAGUUCACCGUUUGUAGUGGCCUUUCAAAAAAAUUCCUUUUUCUAUGUAGAUUACAGGAUGCCAGUUGUCUACUCGAAAGAGCCAUUCACGACCGGUAUCUUUGUGUUAGGAAGUGUCAUCGUGCUCGUGAGCAGCGCGUAUAUUUUUACAAAGAAAGUCAGCGCGGAUAGCUACAUAAUAAAUGUGAUGUUACUGAUAACGGCACAAUAUAAAUACACCGCGUUAAAACUAUCAAUGAUAUUUCAAAAUAGAUUUCUUCAAAGUGAUGAUCGUAGCGAAUCUAAUACAAAAGAAUGUUAUCCUAAUGCAGAUUAUUACGCAGAAAAAGAAAUGAAAGCCUUAUGUCAGCAUCAUAAUAUGAUCAUUCACAUAAUGAUAAUGCUAAGAAAACUAUUGUCUUUAAAUAUCAGUUUAAUAUAUGUAAUAAGCGUUUUUCGAUUCUGCGGGAUUGCUAUCAUGCUGAUUUCAAUACCAUCCGUAACUUUGUGGGAAGUAUUCUUGCAUAUUAUGUACGCAAUCGGUGGGGUCGUGCAGCUCUACAUCCUUUGUUAUUGUGUGCAACGGUUAUUAGAUGCGAGUACUGAAAUAACGGAUAAUGCAUUUCACGAAGGAUGGUACCUAUAUGGAAGGUCCAUAAAACGUACAUUUAUGUUUAUGAUAAUGUCUAAUAAUUUAGAUAUUAAACUGUCAACGUUUGGAAAGUACAAUUUAUCUUUAUCUUCAUUUAUAGCGUAAAAAUAAUAUUACAGUGCA
Temnothorax curvispinosus is the source of this 1519-nucleotide messenger RNA. RefSeq names its product odorant receptor 85c-like. Gene Ontology annotation, molecular function: olfactory receptor activity; odorant binding. The coding region runs from base 347 to 1501 and encodes 384 amino acids. Gene Ontology annotation, cellular component: plasma membrane. The record is from RefSeq and is a predicted model, not a curated record. Gene Ontology annotation, biological process: detection of chemical stimulus involved in sensory perception of smell; sensory perception of smell. Lineage: Eukaryota; Metazoa; Arthropoda; Insecta; Hymenoptera; Formicidae. The transcript is spliced from 5 exons.